AUGAAAGUGAGCACGUUACUUGGUGUGAGGAAGGCUGUCUACAAGCGUCGCUACUGGAAGAUUCUGCUGCUGCACCUCCUUAGAUGCACUAUCAAGGAGAGGAACUAUCUUACUGUGGCAAGUCUGUGUGACCCUACGAGCUCGGCUUGGCAGCGGCUCGACAAUGAAGGCCAUCCUGGUAGCUUCGUGGCGGCUGUUUCACUUCCCCCCGCUUCAUUUAAGGUGCUCCUUGCAGAGUUCUCAAAGCUCUACAAGUUGAAGUGGCGUCCUGGAAGACUAGGUCGCCCUCCCAAGCUACGCUUUCUUCAUGCUGUGCUCGAUUGUGUACUACAUUUCUACACAAGUGCUGUGGAAAUGAAGACUUUGUGCGAGAUAUUUGGAGUUCCACCUGCUACGCUAUCAAAUAUUCUAGCUACGGCUGAAAUGGCGCUUGAGCUAGCUCUAAAUGCACUUCCUGACGCAGCUAUUUGCUAUCCCACAAAGAAUACACAACUGGAAUGGUCAAAAGCAGUACAAGCCCAUGAGCCUUUGGUUUCUGGCGUAUGGGGGUUUGUCGAUGGGAAAAACUAUCGAGUUCAAGAGCCAUCGGAUGUUGACUUACAAAAUGCGCACUACAAUGGUUGGCUGCAUUCAGUACUCAUAACGGGGACUUUAUGCUACGGUUGCGACGGCACUCUAAUUUGGGCGAAGCUCAACUGUCCAGGUUCAUGGAACGACGGCGAGAUGAGCUUCGCCUUACAGGAGAAGCUAGCCGAUGUUCGCAUUACAGUUCCAGGUACCGGUGUGGCUGCUGACACAGCGUUUCCUGCAAGCAAGGGGACUCGAGGACGUAUCGUAACUCCACUGAAGGAUGGCGAUCUGGAGCGUGCACCCGAAAGGUGCCGCCUAGGAAUGCUUGCUAUGAGCAACGCAAUCACAUCACUCCGGCAGGAGCCGAAUGGGGCAUGGAAAGUGCACCUCGGUGUUAUCGGCAACUGCAAUUGCCAUUGCCCUUUGAUCCUGCCAAGCGAGGUAGGCGAAUUCAAAACAUUUACCGUCUUUACAACUUUAGAGUUCGACAAACGCGAAUUAGUCAGAUUCGAUCCGUUUUAUGCAUAA
Molecule: messenger RNA, 1098 nt
Organism: Phytophthora nicotianae INRA-310
Lineage: Eukaryota; Oomycota; Peronosporomycetes; Peronosporales; Peronosporaceae
Exons: 2
Coding region: 1-1098 (365 amino acids)
Source: RefSeq, a predicted model, not a curated record